UUUAAACAGAGCUUUUAUAGUUGUUUAAGAUCAGAGACAGCAUCUGCCAGUUGCUUUUUUCUUGCCUUUUUCUCCCUUCUUCUGCCUCGUGCAAGAUGGAGCUAGAAAACAAAAUGAUCAGCUCCUCCAGCAAUUCUUCAGCAAGCUCCAGAGAGUACAAGGUGGUGAUGCUAGGAGCAGGGGGAGUUGGCAAAAGCGCAAUGACAAUGCAGUUCAUAAGCCAUCGGUUCCCUGAUUAUCAUGAUCCAACUAUCGAGGAUGCCUAUAAAACUCAAGUCCGAAUUGAUGAUGAACCAGCCUAUUUGGACAUUCUAGACACUGCUGGACAGGCAGAAUUCACAGCCAUGAGGGACCAAUACAUGCGAGGCGGAGAAGGUUUCAUUAUCUGCUAUUCCAUCACAGACCGUCAAUCUUUUCAAGAAGCUGCUGAGUUUAAAGAACUCAUUUAUCGUGUUCGGCACACCUAUGACAUCCCCUUGGUGCUGGUGGGGAACAAAACAGAUCUUGAGGAGUUUAGACAGGUUUCAACUGAAGAAGGAAUGAGCUUAGCCAGAGAAUAUUCUUGCUCCUUUUUUGAGACUUCAGCAGCUCUUCGCUUCUAUAUUGAUGAUGUGUUUCAUGGACUAGUAAGGGAAAUUCGAAGGAAAGAGUCCUCACUGACCAUGGCAGAGAAGAAGAUGAAGAGGAGGGAUAGUCUGUGGCGCAAGCUGAAAGGUUCACUGAGGAAAAAACAGGAAAGUACAACUUGAUGGAAAUUCCUCAUGAGCCUCCCCUCAGGAGCUGUCCACAGCAAGCUACAACUCAAAAAAGGCAACAUUAACACACCAUCUUCCAGAGCAGAUCCUGGAGUUCCAUCCCUUCAGCACUCAUGCAGAAGUAGUAGCUUCUUGAAGCCCAACUUGUGUCACCCUGUGGCUCCUCUGUAUUAUAGAUCAAGUCAGUUAGCAUAGCCUCUCAAUCCUUCUCUCCAAAUGUGAGUGGAGAAAACAAUAUUCUUUAUCUCUGUGGUCCCUGGAUGGUCUUCUUUCUCUGUGGUCCCUGGCUAGAACUUAAACCAGCAGCCUCUGCAGAUCCAGCUACCACCAGUUCUAGAACAAGGGAUAUCUGUGUCUAUCACCUCUUCUCUUUGUGUGCAUGAAUCAUUUAAUCACCCCAGGAAUUAAUAACACCUAUUUCAGUGGACAUUUUGAAUGUUAACGAGUUUAGGAUUUGACCUUCAGCUUUUCAUUCACUUAUGGUUUUAGGAUUAGAUCGUGCUCAGCCCAUGUGUGCAUAUGAGCUGGGUCUAGAAUUCUGGUGGCUCUCAAUUUUACCCUGUUAGAGCCCCAUCAUGACUGUUCUUUCCAUUUAGCAGGAAGUGUUGGCAUGCACAGCAUAACUCCCACAUCAGACAACCUGAAGGCUGCAGGACUACAGCUCCGCCUCCUCUACUUAUUACUAAUCACAGCUGGCAACUACAGGUACUGUUCCUGCAGACAUGUAGUAAAUUGAUCGCACUCCUACAGAGUACAAAGGAGUGCAAAUAAAUAAAUAAAUAAAUGAACAAACAAACCAGUCAGAUACUUCCCAGAGCCUCCCCUAGAGCAGCGCAGAUCUGUUCCACUGUAACAUCUGCAAUAUAGGAUUCAGUCCUCAACUUGCUAUUCCUUGACUAUCCAAGUGAGUCAUUUGAUUGAUCAGAUGGGAGAGCUUUUUAAAUAUACAUUUUUAAAUCUGGCAUGAAAUAGAAUAUAAUCUCAUUGAUAUUUUUUUUUCCUUGACUUCUUUACAUAUUGAAUUUAUUUAUAAAUUUUACAAUGAAAUCAUGCAUACAUUUUGUUGAAGAAUAAAGUUCCUGAAUUCCAUUAAGCUUUGUUAGUAUUCAGUGUCAUUUGUGCCUGUUCUCUGAUAAUUGAUAUCAUUAGAAAAACAUGAGUAUGCCUUAGUAAUUUGUAUUUUUUUUCAUUUUUCUUCUUAGACUCUUUUUCAUCGUUUGAACAAAUUAAUAAUAUUUUGGAAGAAUAAUAUAUAUAUAUUUUGGA
Messenger RNA from Lagopus muta (rock ptarmigan), 2021 nucleotides. RefSeq names its product Ras like without CAAX 2 (gene RIT2). The transcript is spliced from 5 exons. Gene Ontology annotation, molecular function: GDP binding; GTP binding; calmodulin binding. Bases 96 to 749 code for a protein of 217 amino acids. Gene Ontology annotation, cellular component: plasma membrane. The record is from RefSeq and is a predicted model, not a curated record. Lineage: Eukaryota; Metazoa; Chordata; Aves; Galliformes; Phasianidae. Gene Ontology annotation, biological process: Ras protein signal transduction; positive regulation of neuron projection development.